Molecule: messenger RNA, 1746 nt
Organism: Sphenostylis stenocarpa
Lineage: Eukaryota; Viridiplantae; Streptophyta; Magnoliopsida; Fabales; Fabaceae
Source: the annotation of a GenBank genome assembly
AUGUCUGACAGGAAAGUUAUAAAAAAUGCUGUCCAUUCCGACACAGAUUAUCUUUUCCUUGGUGAAGAUAAGUACUAUAUUUUCAAAACUGGCAUUUACAAAGUUGGUCGAAAAGGUUGUGAUGUGAUAAUCACUAAAGAUAAAGGGGUUUCUAGGGUUCAUGCAGAAAUAGUUGUUAAUACAAUGAACCUGGUUAUUCCUUUACCAAAUGAGCGUUCUCAUUUGUCACCAAGUAUACAUAUUAGAGAUUGCUCCAAGUAUGGGACAUUUAUUAGCAAGAAUGUUGGGCCCAAGAAAAAAGUUCACGAGCUACCAAACAAAGAAACAGCAUUAGAGGAUGGCGACCUUGUUUCUUUUGGCACUGGUGCUAGUAUUACUCAUACCUUACGUGAAGGGUGCACACAUGUGCUGGUAGAUCAACUUAUGCCAUUGAAGAAGGAUCUUGUUGAUGCUGUUGUGGCAAAAAAAUCCUGUGUUCUCAAAAAUUGGCUUGAGUUUUUAGAAGAAAGGAACAUUAGCACCGAAAUUCCUAGCUGUCAUUCAUAUAUUCCAACAGUGUCAUCAGGAGGAGAAUCCAUUAAAGUUGCUGAUCCCACAACCCGAGAAGAUUGCUUGAAAGGAUACACAUUUUUGUUGGAAUCUGAGCAUUCGUAUAAAUUUCAGGAUCAGCUUAAAUCUUUAUUAGAAGUGGCUGGUGCAAAAGUUGUUUCCUCUGAAGAUUUUUGUUCAAAUAGUCAAGGUUUAAAUAAUAGGGAGGAUAAUCGUGUGGCUUGUGUCAUCCCAGGAGGACCAGCGCGGAAGUCUAAUCUCUUCGAUAAACUAAGUUCCUUGCCUAGAGUUAGUGAGAUGGAUAUAAUAUGUGCUGCUUUCAGUGGACAGCUAGAUCUGUCUAUUUUGAAAUCACCAUGCAUACUUGUUUCGUCAUCAUGCUCUACAGAUGAGACAAUAGUAGCAGAUUCGGAUACUGAAGUUGAAACAGCCACAUCACCCCGCCCAAACGAGGCAUUCAGCAACGAUAAUGAUGUAAAAUAUGAAAAAACAGAAGAAUUAUAUGACGAUUCUUACACUUUGGAUAAGAGAAAACAUGAGAGUAUAGAGAAAUCCACAGAUGAUGUUUUAACCAGAUUGCAUGACACUAAACGUGCAAGAACAGAAACAUCCUUGGAUGGCACUUCUGUUAGAUCACAUGCUACCAGCUUCAGGCUUGAUAAUGAUGGUGUUAAAGUAAAGAAAGACAAGGUUGAUGAUAAUGGAACUGAAAAUUCAGAUAUUGUUUACAGCCAACAACUAAUUGUUCGAGAUACAAAUAUACAUGGAAGCAGAAGCACUGCACCGAACAGCAGUGUUCCAAAUUUUAAAUGUUUCAGAAAGUUACACACUCAAUCUGGUAAUAGCUUUGACAAUCUUGUUCCAUUUGCAAAAUAUCCAUACAAGGAUUCUGACUGUGGGAAUGAUGAAAUGGCCGAGUUAGUGAGGGAUGAGAAAAGGCGAAAGAAUAUGGAAGCUGUCGCAGAUGACCUAUUUAAUAAUGAGAAGGCAAGAAAACGAGGCACUUGGGCAUGGUGGAAUGCUAUAGCAGAGAUCUUUCUCCAAAGAUAUGGCUUCAAAGAUACUGCACACUUGAUGCGUGUCAGGUUGAUUUGUUCACUUGUCUGCGUUUUGAUCGAGAAUGAAAAGAGGUUAUUGGCCGUAUAUGGUGACACUCUUCCUCUUAUCUUAGAGAGGCCUCCUGAAGGAUCUAUUUAG